This is a messenger RNA of Exophiala viscosa, 1817 nucleotides long. RefSeq names its product MT-A70-domain-containing protein. Gene Ontology annotation, molecular function: methyltransferase activity; nucleic acid binding. Gene Ontology annotation, biological process: methylation. Bases 365 to 1537 code for a protein of 390 amino acids. The transcript has a single exon. The record is from RefSeq and is a predicted model, not a curated record. Gene Ontology annotation, cellular component: nucleus. NCBI's taxonomy places the organism in Eukaryota, Fungi, Ascomycota, Eurotiomycetes, Chaetothyriales, Herpotrichiellaceae.
UCACCCUUCUCCCUGCCAUCAACCGCCCAAAAGAUCAUCCUCGCGCUCGAGCGCGGUCUUUAUGCUGUACGCCGUUAUAGGCAUAUUUCAAAUCCAGGCGAUAGUUGCCCACAGGCCGCUUUUCCGACUCUCGACGGUCUAGACCUUUCACCCAAUUUGUAUGUACCUCGUUAUACGGCAUACUCUCUGAUCUUCAUUUCGGAGCACCGACCGAAGAUCACUGACCAAUAGUACAUACUAGUGCACGAGAUCGAUAUGACCGACCCUCUCCAGCCAGCUUGAAGAGGAAGGACGUUGGAGAUGGGCACCGUCGUGGUCCCUGGUAUUCGUCCGUCUGUUGUCCCUUCGACUUCCGUCCGCGGGGAUGCCAUAUCCUGUUCUAUACGAAAACGGCAGCCGUACUAUUGUUCUACUUGAUAUUCCUUCGUCCAUUGAACACGGUCAGUCUACGUCACAUUACCUAAAAAGCUGUCCUGCUUUGAAGAGUUCCUACCCCAGCACCGAACCAAAAGGAAUCAAACGCGAUGCUGCAAUCGACAAGAUACCCAUAAGUGAGCGGAGGUACCACGCCUCGCUUCAGCAUCAGAUCUCUUCGGCCCUGACCGAGAUAAACGAGCAUCUAUCCGGUAGAGGUGGACUUUGGUGCAGGAAACGUGGCGCCUUACUACCACAACAAGAUGGGCACAAUGGAGUCCUGUCUGACCAUAAUGCUCCCCGGCAUACAGCUCCGACCUAUCCAACCGUGUGCACCGACCAUCUUUCGACUGCUAGUAUAGUGCCCCUCAUACUGUCAACCACAGAACCGCGCAACAACUUGCCUUCCCAAAACAAUAUCCACGCUAUUGUCGUGCACAAUCCGAGAUUACAUCGUGCGAUCAUAGACACAAUCGAUAGGGGAGCCUUCUAUGUUCCACCUCGGGCUACAUUUAUCCGAUCAAGCUUGAAAUUGGGACAACAGGCCUUCUUAGCUUGUCAAAAGCACAAGCUCCUGGACACGAGGUUUGAUCUGAUCUUGAUGGACCCGCCAUGGUCGAAUCGUUCUGUACGCCAUUCAGGCGCAUAUCAGACAUCAGAAGACCAAAUAGUUGAUCCAUUCCAACAGGCAGUGGAUAUCGUCAGAACAUCACUUGCUCCAAAUGGGCUGGUUGCUGUUUGGGUCACCAACAAGGCCUCGAUUCAGAGUACUGUCCAUGGAACUUUCCAUUUUCUAGAAUAUCACCUCUUUGAGGAAUGGAUAUGGAUCAAGACAACGGUCCAUGGCGUACCUGUCAGCCCACUCGACGGGAUAUGGAGACGGCCAUAUGAGGUUCUUCUGUUGUUUCGAGAAGGACCAACCUCCCAGCCACCCCGGAGACGAGUCAUUGCUGCCGUGCCAGAUCUUCAUUCGAGGAAGCCAUGCUUGAAACUUCUUCUGGAAGACCUUCUCCCCAGUAACUACAAUGGCUUAGAACUGUUUGCGCGGAAUCUCACUUCUGGCUGGUGGUCUUGGGGCGAUGAAGUCCUCAAAUUCCAGCAUGAAAGUCAGUGGACAGCUUGAAACAGCAUGAGGGAGGAUUCUGCGCCAUGCCGUGCCUUGAUCUGGAGUCUUCGUUCAAAAUGUGACAAGUAUGCCAGAGCUCAACGCUGACGUCUUGGGACACACUAUUGACGCUCAUGGUCAAUCCGUUCAACCGAUGUUGGUAUUUGUGUUGCUCUGGCAAGUUCCGGAUCCAGCCCUGUGCUUCGAUCUAGGUCUAGGCAAUCGUCGAACGUUGCGCCAAGCUGCUCUGUACAGUACCUGUCCAUCCUUGUCCAUCCUCUACUUCUUUAUCGCUACU